Triticum urartu is the source of this 1867-nucleotide messenger RNA. Its product is annotated as endo-1,4-beta-xylanase 3. Gene Ontology annotation, biological process: carbohydrate metabolic process. Lineage: Eukaryota; Viridiplantae; Streptophyta; Magnoliopsida; Poales; Poaceae. The record is from RefSeq and is a predicted model, not a curated record. Gene Ontology annotation, molecular function: hydrolase activity, hydrolyzing O-glycosyl compounds.
ACCACAACAGAAAGAGCUACCUAGCUAGCUCUGCUUGUUUCGCUCUUCAGAACUCUCGGUCAGUCGGCUCGCGUAAGAUAGAUGGCAGGCAGACAGGACGUGAACGUGGACGAUAGCCUCGCCGGCAUGACGACGCUGUCCGUGCACAAUGAGGAGCAGACGGCAAUGCUCCCCGUCAGCGUGGAUGGCAGCAAGCCCAGCGGCCGGUACGUCCUCGUGGCGGGCCGCGCCCAUGAGAAGGAUGGCCUGCGGCAGACUAUCACGACGGGCGUCGUGAAGCCUCGGGUCACGUACCGCGUGGCCGGGUGGAUCAGCCUGGGCGCAGGCGCGGCGUGGGGGACGAGCCACCCGGUGCGCGUCAACCUUGGUGUCACUACGGACGAUGAUGAGAAUGAGAGCCUGCAGGUGGAGUGUGGCGCGGUCUGCGCCGUGGCUGGCGGGUGGACGGAGAUCAUGGGCGCCUUCCGCCUCAGGACGGAGCCGCGCAGCGCCGCGGUUUACGUCCACGGCGCCCCUGCCGGCGUCGACGUCAAGGUCAUGGAUCUCCGCGUCUUCCAGACAGACCGCGAGGCGCGCUUCAGGCAACUCAAGGACAAGACUGACAAGGCGCGCAAGAGGGACGUGAUUCUGAAGCUGGGAAGGCAGACCGGAGCGGCGGCGUCCGUGCGCGUGGUGCAGUUGGACAACGCCUUCCCCUUCGGGUCAUGCAUCAACACGUCCGUCAUCCAGAAGCCGGCCUUCCUCGACUUCUUCACCAACCACUUCGACUGGGCCGUCUUCGAGAACGAGCUCAAGUGGUACCACACCGAGGCGCAGCAGGGCCAGCUCAACUACGCCGACGCCGACGCGCUCCUCGCCUUCUGCGACCGCCUCGGCAAGAGCGUCCGCGGCCACUGCGUCUUCUGGUCCGUCGACGGCGACGUGCAGCAGUGGGUCAAGAACCUCGACAAGGACCAGCUGAAGUCCGCCGUCCAGAGCCGCCUCGAAGGCCUGGUGUCCCGCUACGCCGGCAAGUUCCCGCACUACGACGUCAACAACGAGAUGCUGCACGGCCAAUUCUUCCGGGACCGCCUCGGCGACGACCACGUGCCGGCGUUCAUGUUCAAGGAGGUGGCGCGGCUGGACCCGGAGCCCGCGCUCUUCGUCAACGACUUCAACGUGGAGUGCGGCAACGACCCCAACGCGACCCCCGACAAGUACGCCGAGCAGGUCGCAUGGCUGCAGAGCUGCGGCGCGGUGGUGCGCGGCAUCGGACUGCAGGGCCACGUGAGCAACCCGAUCGGUGAGGUCAUCUGCGCCGCGCUCGACAGGCUCGCCACCACCGGCGUGCCCAUCUGGUUCACGGAGCUGGACGUGUCCGAGCCCGACGUGAGCCUCCGCGCCAAGGACCUGGAGGUGGUGCUCCGGGAGGCAUACGCGCACCCAGCGGUGGAGGGCGUCGUGUUCUGGGGGUUCAUGCAGGGCACGAUGUGGCGGCAGGACGCCUGGCUCGUCGACGCCGACGGCACCGUCAACGAAGCUGGCCAGAUGUUCCUGAACCUCCAGAGGGAAUGGAAGACGGACGUGCGAGGGAGCGCCGACGGCGAUGGGAACUUCAUGUUCAGGGGCUUCCACGGCAGAUACUUCGUCGAGGUCACCACGGCGACGGGGUGUCGGAUGCUCAAGACCUUCACGGUGGAGAAAGGGGACAGCACAACUCUCAUGGUGGAUUUGGGCGAUGCCUGAGUGCCUGAUGGUGGAUCUAUCUACACUUUUAUACAAGUAUACAUAGAAUAGAUACUUACCCAUCUGAUUACAUUUAUGUUACAUCGGUCAUACGCUGAUGUGAUUAACAUGUUAAGGAAUAAAGUGCUCUAUAUUUACUGUA